CAGAUGGGGCCCAGACGGCGUCUGGCGGGGCUUCCUCGAGGCGGAGGCGGGAGUGCAGGGGCAAAGAGUGGAUGGAGCAGGGGGGCGGGCCCUCCUUGCGACCCUCUCUUCCUGGGGACUCUCUGGCCCUUUCCAGUCGCCCUGCGGACCAGUAGAGCAGAGGGACGAGACUCCGGCCGAGAGGUGGGCUGGACAACGAGUCCGCUGCCGCUGGACGGAUGUCGGCCGCUGGAAGCGCAGGCCGGGAUGUCGGGGUAACCCUGCCGCUCCUGCACCGCCGCUCGUCUUGGGCGGACUUUGCCCUCGGUCCCUGGGGCGGUGCCGGCCACGCCCCUGGGGAGGAGCCGGGCCGGGGGCGGGGCGGCGAGCUGGCUCCUCAACAGUCCGCGGCUGCGGCGGCGGCGGCGGCGUCGGCGGCGGCUGCGACGGCGAAAUGGAGAGCGGGGCCUACGGCGCGGCCAAGGCGGGCGGCUCCUUCGACCUGAGGCGCUUCCUGACGCAGCCGCAGGUGGUGGUGCGCGCCGUGUGCUUGGUCUUCGCCUUGAUCGUGUUCUCAUGCAUCUUCGGUGAGGGCUACAGCAACACCCACGAGUCCAGACAGCAGUACUGCGUGUUCAACCGCAACGAGGACGCGUGCCGCUUCGGCAGCGCCAUCGGGGUGCUGGCCUUCCUGGCCUCGGCCUUCUUCUUCGUGAUCGACGUCUAUUUCCCCCAGAUCAGCAACGCCACUGACCGCAAGUACCUGGUCAUCAGCGACCUGCUCUUCUCAGGGCGUGCUGGCCUCCUUGGCCUACCAGCGCUACAAGGCCGGAGUGGACGACUUCAUCCAGAACUAUGUGGACCCCACUCUGGACCCCAGCACGGCCUACGCCUCCUACCCAGGCGCGCCUGUGGACAGCUACCAACAGCCGCCCUUCACCCAGAACGUCGAGACCACAGAGGGCUACCAGCCGCCCCCCGUGUACUGAGCUGCGGCCGGGGAUGGUAAGGGGAGGAGGGAGGGCGCUUGGGGGGCCUCCCCUCUUCCCGGACUCCUCCCCCGAGGCUGGUCUCCCAGAGCUGCCGGCCCCGCUCGAUCCACCUGGCGCCUGUCGGAGCUGACGCACGGCCUGGAGAGAGAGCCCCUGCCUCCUCGUCCUGGCUGCUGGCCUCAGAGCCUCGGCCUGUGCCCCAGGGGGCUUCACCUACCACUCCUCGAGGGCAUUUUUUAGGGAAGGGUUUUUGGUUGGAUGGGUUUUGUCAUUGCUUUUAAUGAUCCCCAACCCCACCUGAAGUAGCUCCAAGGGCCCGAUGUGCUGGUUUGACAAGUGCCUUAGCUUCUCCCCAGCCUGAAGGAGCCGGGCCACGUGCAGGCCUCGGUGGCCACCGCCAUCUGGGGGUCUCUGCCAAAGAUGAGGCUGUGGGGCCUUCCCCCUGCUCUGCUGCUGGCACUGGGCUGGGGCUCCUUUCCUCCUCACUCAGGUUCGUUCUGCCCCCAGCCCCCUGCCCCCUGCCCCCUGCCUGCUCUGCGAGCGGCAGCCCGUGCUCACUGCUGAAGUGUCUGCUCGCUUGGAUCUGGGCUCUGUGCCAGUGCCUCUGGGUCACCUUCCUGACAGCCUAGGCGCAGGGCUGGUGCCGCCCCCCACCAGCGGGCUCAGGCGGGCAGCACUGUCUCUGCUCCCACCCCUUGGCCGCAGGAAGGGGCUUUGCCUGACGACAGCACCCAGCUUUAUGUAAAUACCCCCGCACCGUUAGUUGGGAGGCGUGGAGCACACCCACAGCCCCCAGGCUGCUCUGAAUGUGUUGCAGAGCCUCGGGGGAGAUGCACAGCGCCCUUGGAUUCUGUUGACUAACUUUGGAGAUGGAAUAAAUGUUUUUCUUAUUCAUAA
This is a messenger RNA of Globicephala melas (long-finned pilot whale), 1868 nucleotides long. RefSeq names its product synaptogyrin 2 (gene SYNGR2). The record is from RefSeq and is a predicted model, not a curated record. NCBI's taxonomy places the organism in Eukaryota, Metazoa, Chordata, Mammalia, Artiodactyla, Delphinidae. Gene Ontology annotation, cellular component: synaptic vesicle membrane; neuromuscular junction.